Molecule: messenger RNA, 1026 nt
Organism: Saccharomyces kudriavzevii IFO 1802
Lineage: Eukaryota; Fungi; Ascomycota; Saccharomycetes; Saccharomycetales; Saccharomycetaceae
Gene: TRR2
Product: thioredoxin-disulfide reductase TRR2
Exons: 1
Coding region: 1-1026 (341 amino acids)
Biological process (GO): removal of superoxide radicals
Cellular component (GO): cytoplasm
Molecular function (GO): thioredoxin-disulfide reductase (NADPH) activity
Source: RefSeq, a predicted model, not a curated record
AUGAUAAGACAUAUAGCACCUUUAAGGAAGCAUUCGCUUGAGUCAAGCAUACGUGUGCAGUUAAGGAUGGUUCAUCACAAGGUCACAAUCAUAGGCUCUGGUCCAGCUGCUCACACCGCAGCCAUAUAUUUGUCAAGAGCAGAGAUGAAACCGACAUUAUACGAAGGAAUGAUGGCCAACGGUAUUGCUGCUGGUGGCCAACUGACGACAACCACGGAAAUCGAGAAUUUCCCGGGAUUUCCGGAGGCGUUGAGUGGCAGUGAGCUGAUGGAAAGAAUGAGGCAACAAUCUGUCAAGUUUGGCACUAACAUAAUCACAGAGACCAUCUCUAAAAUCGAUUUAUCUUCGAAGCCAUUCAAGUUAUGGACUGAAUUUAAUGAAGAUAAAGUCCCCGUAACCACGGACGCUAUAAUUUUGGCCACUGGUGCCUCUGCCAAGAGAAUGCACUUACCAGGGGAGGAAAUAUACUGGCAAAAGGGUAUCUCUGCUUGUGCUGUAUGCGAUGGUGCUGUUCCAAUCUUUAGAAACAAGCCUUUGGCCGUCAUUGGCGGGGGGGAUUCUGCGUGCGAAGAGGCUGAAUUUUUAACAAAGUAUGGAUCGAAGAUAUAUAUAUUGGUAAGGAAGAAUCAUUUUCGUGCCUCCGUAAUAAUGCAGAGACGAAUCGAGAAAAAUGCGAACAUCAUUGUGUUGUUUAACACAGUCGCAUUGGAAGCUAAGGGUGAUGGUAAGCUAUUGGAUAUGCUGAGAAUCAAGAAUACCAAAACUGAUGUGGAGAAUGAUUUAGAAGUGAACGGACUAUUUUAUGCAAUAGGUCAUACUCCUGCCACAGAUAUAGUUAAAGGACAAGUAGACGAACAGGAAACAGGGUACAUUAAAACUGUGUCUGGCUCGUCUCUGACCUCAGUGCCAGGUUUUUUUGCGGCAGGAGACGUUCAAGACUCUAGGUAUAGACAGGCAGUAACUUCUGCUGGUUCUGGAUGUAUUGCUGCUUUGGAUGCAGAACGGUACUUGAGCGCUCAAGAAUAG